This is a messenger RNA of Drosophila bipectinata, 2759 nucleotides long. RefSeq names its product minichromosome maintenance 3 (gene Mcm3). NCBI's taxonomy places the organism in Eukaryota, Metazoa, Arthropoda, Insecta, Diptera, Drosophilidae. Gene Ontology annotation, cellular component: nucleus; MCM complex. Gene Ontology annotation, biological process: double-strand break repair via break-induced replication; mitotic DNA replication initiation; DNA replication. Gene Ontology annotation, molecular function: ATP binding; single-stranded DNA binding; ATP hydrolysis activity. The record is from RefSeq and is a predicted model, not a curated record.
CUGCUUGCGAUUCCCGCCAAAAACAUUGCAUACGGCGUGCAAUUUUCGCUGGCGUUUUGUUUUGUGUUUACUGCUGAGCGGAAAGGAGCGCAUAUCCCCGAAAACUACUUUAAUUACUCCAUCAGCCGCUGUGUAAACUACUGUCAAUAGCAUCGAGAUGGCCCACGACGGGGAACAGUUCAUCAAGGAUAUUCAGCGCGAGUAUGUGGACUUCUUGGACGAUGAGGAGGACCAGGGCAUCUAUGCCGGUCACGUCAAAGACAUGAUAGCCGAGAAGAGCAAGCGUCUGAUCGUGAACGUCAACGAUCUGAAGCGCAAGAAUCCGCAACGGGCUCUGGGCCUCCUGAGCAGUGCCGCGGACGAGCAGCUGGCCUUCGGCCGGGCCCUCAAAGAGUACGCCUCCACGGUGGACCCCAGCUAUGCCAAACUGCACGAAGAUCUGUUCGUGGGCUUUGAGGGGUGCUUCGGCAACCGCCACGUUACUCCCCGAUCCCUCACUUCGAUCUACUUGGGCAACAUGGUCUGUGUGGAGGGUAUCGUCACGAAGGUGUCCCUCAUCCGGCCCAAAGUGGUGCGCAGCGUCCACUACUGUCCCACCACCAAGAAGGUUAUGGAACGCAAGUACACAGAUCUUACUUCCUUUGAAGCCGUGCCCUCAGGCGCCGCGUAUCCCACCAAGGACGAAGAUGGCAAUCUGCUGGAAACUGAGUUUGGCCUGUCGGUCUACAAAGAUCACCAGACGCUAACCAUACAGGAGAUGCCGGAGAAGGCUCCGGCGGGACAGCUGCCGCGUUCCGUGGACAUUGUUUGCGACGACGAUCUCGUGGAUCGGUGCAAGCCCGGCGAUCGGGUCCAGAUCGUAGGUAGCUACCGCUGCUUGCCGGGCAAACGAGGCGGUUACACUUCAGGCACCUUCAAGACCGUGCUCCUGGCCAACAACAUAUCGCUGCUGAGCAAGGAGAGCAACCUGGACAUCUCGCGCGAAGACAUUAUGCUCUGCAAGAAGCUGGCCAAGAACAACGACAUCUUCGAGCUCCUCAGCAAGAGCCUGGCGCCCUCGAUCCACGGCCAUGCCUAUGUGAAGCAGGCCAUUCUGUGCCUGUUGCUCGGCGGCGUGGAGAAGCUCCUGCCCAAUGGCACUAGGCUGCGUGGCGACAUUAAUGUGCUCCUCAUCGGCGAUCCCUCGGUGGCCAAGUCCCAGCUGCUGCGCUACGUGCUGAACACGGCUCCGAGGGCGAUUCCCACCACGGGCCGCGGCUCCAGCGGUGUGGGUCUGACGGCGGCCGUCACGACGGAUCAGGAGACGGGUGAGCGACGCCUGGAGGCGGGCGCUAUGGUCCUGGCCGAUCGGGGCGUAGUCUGCAUCGAUGAGUUCGACAAGAUGAGCGACAUCGACCGCACAGCCAUUCACGAGGUGAUGGAACAGGGCAGGGUGACCAUUUCCAAGGCCGGCAUCCAUGCCUCUUUGAAUGCGCGCUGCUCGGUGUUGGCCGCCGCCAAUCCUGUCUACGGCAGGUAUGAUCAGUACAAGACCCCCAUGGAGAACAUUGGUCUGCAGGACUCGCUGCUCUCCCGUUUCGAUCUACUUUUCGUGAUGCUGGACGUGAUCGACAGCGAUGUGGACCAGAAGAUUUCGGACCAUGUGGUGCGCAUGCACCGCUACCGCAAUCCCAAGGAGGCCGACGGCGAGCCCCUGUCCAUGGGCAGUUCCUAUGCCGAUUCCCUGGCCUUUGUGUCCCGAAACGAGGAGAAAAAAGACACGGAGGUUUAUGAGAAAUAUGAUGCCUUGCUGCAUGGAAAGUCCCGGCAGCGCCACGAGAAGAUUCUGUCCGUGGAGUUCAUGCGCAAGUACAUCCACAUUGCCAAGUGCAUGAAGCCCAAGUUGGGGGAGCAGGCCUGCGAGGCGAUUGCCAACGAGUACUCCCGCCUCCGUUCGCAGGAGGCCCUGGAAACCGACGUGGCUCGCACCCAGCCCAUCACGGCCCGUACUCUGGAGACCCUGAUCCGUUUGUCGACGGCCCAUGCCCGCGCCAGGAUGUCCAAGUCGGUGACCAUCGACGACGCCCAGGCAGCCAUCGAACUGGUGCAGUUCGCCUACUUCAAGAAGGUCCUGGAGAAGGAGCGCGGAAAGCGCCGUCGCAACAGUGGCUCCUCCGACGAGGAGGACGGCCAGACCACCGCCACCCAGAGGUCGCCGUCGCGUCGCACCAAGAGGACUCGCACCGAAGCGGCUGGCGUCGACAGUGACGAGGAGGAGAUCGAGACCCCGCAGCCGGAUGCCGGGGAUCUGACGCGCCGCGAGACCCGCCGCUCUCUGCCGGCCACUGGACGCUCGGCUGGCUCCCAGCUGGCGACCUCAAGCGAGGAGCAAUCGACACCAUCGGCCGGUCCGGCCACCAUCACCGACGCCCGUCUGGGCGCCUUCAAGAACGGAUUGCAGCGCCUGUUCCGCGAUGCUCGCGAGCAGAGCCUGGCCCUGGCCAGGAUCACCACCGCCAUCAACGAGGGCAAUGUGGAGCCAUUCAGCGGCGGCGAGAUCGAGGCGGCCGUCCACCGUAUGACCGAGGACAACCAGAUCAUGGUGGCCGACGACAUCGUCUUUCUCAUUUAAGAUCCUCACAUUCCGGAAACUCUCCAGUUCUUCAUCCUCAUCGUGCACCGGAAACCUAUAUUUUGAUGCUCUCAUGUAGCGGUUAAGUUGUAUUUUUGUUUCUAUUUAUAUGAUAAUAAACACUUUCGAACUACCAUUGGCCAAAUAA